UAUCUGCCCAAAAAGAAUCCGAGUGUUGACUCUGGCGUGUGUUUGCAGCCCGUGGCGACCGGCCUGGACGUGUUUGAGGGCCGGCCGAAGCUGACGGCGUGGAGAGAGCGCGUGAAGAAGGCGCUCGGCGAGAAGCUGUUUGACGAGGCUCACGAGGUGAUCAUGGCGGUGAGCAGCCUGCCGCAGAAGAUGCAGAGCAGCAGCGAGCUGGAGAUGCUCAAACCAAAGUUUCGUAAGAUUUUCAGCUGAAGACGUUUCUGUGGACAAACGUGACUGUCGGCGAUGUCGAAAAAUGAUCCCAGACGGUUUUUAAUUUCAUGGUUUUAUUGUGAUUUUUUUACCAGCAGAAUUCCUGCAGGUUUGUCAUCAAGUGCCGAGAAAUCGUUUAACGAGCUUCCAGC
Plectropomus leopardus (leopard coralgrouper) is the source of this 401-nucleotide messenger RNA. The record is from RefSeq and is a predicted model, not a curated record. Lineage: Eukaryota; Metazoa; Chordata; Actinopteri; Perciformes; Serranidae.